CUCUAUAAAUGAACAUUAGUACUAAUGCUUUCUAUCCAAGUUCAUCACCAAUGGCUUCAACAUGCCAUAAACUUAUUCUCCAAACCUUCAUCACCUUCCUUUUAAUGCAAACACUCACAGCUCAAAACUCUAACCUCUUCAGGGAGUAUAUCGGAGCAUUUUCCAAUGGCGUGAGACUCUCCGACGUCCCGAUAAACUCAUUCAUCGACUUUCACUUCAUCCUUGCCUUCGCCAUAGACUAUACAGACACCACUUCCCCUUCCCCUACUGAUGGCAAGUUCAACAUCUUCUGGGACAACACCACCCUCUUACCUUCCCAAAUCUGGUCCAUCAAACAAGCCAAUCCAAAUGUUAAGGUUGCUCUAAGCCUUGGUGGAGAUACAGUCCAUGGUCUUCCUGCAAACUUCAGUCCUUGUUCCAUAGACUCUUGGGUUAAUAAUGCUGUUAUUUCUCUAACAAGCAUCAUCCAAGAGUACAAUCUCGACAGCAUUGACAUCGACUAUGAGCAUUUCAGCACCGAUGAGGCAACCUUUGCGGCGAGCAUUGGGCAGUUGAUCACUACUCUGAAGAACAAUGGAGUUAUAUCCUUUGCUUCCAUUGCUCCAUUUGAAGCAGUGAACAGUUAUUACUCAGCCUUGUGGAGAGACUAUGCAAGUGUGAUAGAUUAUGUGAACUUCCAGUUCUAUGCUUAUGAUGCAACAACCAAUGUAUCCCAGUUUUUGAGCUAUUAUGAUAAGCAGAGCUGCAUGUACAUAGGUGGCAAGAUAUUGGCUAGCAUUUCAACUGGUGUGGAUGCUAAUGGGUUAUCACCUGCAAAUGGAUUCUUUGAUGCAUGCACUGUUCUAAAGAAGGAAAAUAAACUCCCUGGGAUCUUUAUUUGGUCUGCUGAUGGGUCAAAGGCUGAUGGUUUCCCUUAUGAACAGGAAGCACAGAAGUUGUUAGCAAUACCUUAUUAUUGAGUGUGAAAUAACAUGCAUAGCUACUAUCUGCUUGUUUUUAUGUGUUUGUUGGAGGUCUAAUAUAUGCAAAGUUUUACUUUUUGGCAAGUUCUUAUGAUUUUUUCUGCUUUUGACA
Molecule: messenger RNA, 1074 nt
Organism: Dioscorea cayenensis subsp. rotundata (Guinea yam)
Lineage: Eukaryota; Viridiplantae; Streptophyta; Magnoliopsida; Dioscoreales; Dioscoreaceae
Product: chitinase 2-like
Exons: 1
Coding region: 9-959 (316 amino acids)
Biological process (GO): carbohydrate metabolic process
Source: RefSeq, a predicted model, not a curated record